Molecule: messenger RNA, 162 nt
Organism: Loa loa (African eye worm)
Lineage: Eukaryota; Metazoa; Nematoda; Chromadorea; Rhabditida; Onchocercidae
Exons: 1
Coding region: 1-162 (53 amino acids)
Source: RefSeq, a predicted model, not a curated record
AUGUGCAUCGACCCUACUGAGGCGUUAAAUAAGCAGUGGAUAGAAUGGGCCCAAAAAUCCAAAAUAAAAAAGGAAGAUGAGGAAAACUACGAACAAAUAGCUAAGGGGAAGCGAAACGUUUUCGUCUUAAAGCAGAAGCGAAGAAUGCCAUCAUCACGUUAA